Messenger RNA from Eriocheir sinensis (Chinese mitten crab), 4365 nucleotides. RefSeq names its product serine/arginine repetitive matrix protein 2-like. Gene Ontology annotation, molecular function: cytoskeletal adaptor activity; actin filament binding; microtubule binding. Gene Ontology annotation, cellular component: actin filament; cytoplasm; stress fiber. NCBI's taxonomy places the organism in Eukaryota, Metazoa, Arthropoda, Malacostraca, Decapoda, Varunidae. The coding region runs from base 50 to 1660 and encodes 536 amino acids. Gene Ontology annotation, biological process: microtubule bundle formation; protein localization to microtubule plus-end; regulation of microtubule polymerization or depolymerization. The transcript has 6 exons. The record is from RefSeq and is a predicted model, not a curated record.
GCAGGUGCGGGACUUGGUGGAGAGGUGUUCCUGCCCCUCACAGUUCCCGAUGGUAAAGGUGUCCGAGGGCAAGUAUCGCAUAGGAGACACCCGCGUCCUUAUCUUCGUCAGGAUCCUCAGGAACCAUGUGAUGGUGCGCGUGGGAGGCGGCUGGGACACACUGGAGCACUACCUGGACAAGCAUGAUCCGUGCCGGUGUCGCCAAGGUCAUCGGACCGUUGCUGGGUCACGAGUUGGCUUCAAAACAUCGAACAGUGGUCUGGAGCGGCAGCUGAUGAAUGUGACUUAUGAGAGGUGUGAGGAGGGUCAGCUUGCAUCCUCCCCCUCAUCACGGCGCAGAUCAAGUGUUGGGACGAGAGGGGGCAUGAGACGAGAUUCUCUUGAUGGCCGGUCAUCUCUUCGGCAGCGCUCUCAGUCCCCCAACAGUCAUGAAGCAAGCAGCUUUUCUCGACUUUCACCUGGAAAAUCCCUUACUGUAAAGUCUGGUCUGAGAGACGAGCACACCGGCUGGCGAGAUGACUCCUCUGAAGUGAGUGACGAGGGCUACAAGAGCCAAGGGAACACUGCCUCUCACUCUCUGCCCAGAGCACGCAAGCCAACCAUCAGGCGGAGCAUUGAGAUGGACACCAUUGACAUGUUAGAGCGUCCAGAGUCAUCCAUGACCCAAAUUUCUUCAGAAGGUUCCUCCAUGUCUACCGAGGACUCUGUCAAUACACCUCCUCGCUCACCAACUGGUGCCUCCACCAACCCUCCAAAUUAUCCCCUCUCAGAUACCACCAACACAUGGUCACCUCCUCAGAACAAGCACAGUACAAGUAGUAUUUCAAAGUCUAGAUUACCCUUCAUAGAACCCAUUAAAGGUCCCUACAUGGGCACCAAAAAAUCCAAAAAGACCUCACUUUCAGAGGAUACAUCUCCUGCAAAGCCAGCAUGGAAUUCUGGUCCUGGAAUGAGGCGCAACAGUGAGGACCGUGGCAGUAGAGUGAUAAGCCGCAGUAGGAGUGCAACAAGUGAUGGAGGUCUUAAAAUGCUAGGUCGAGAAUCCCCUACCCGUCAGUCCCUAAGGCCAUCAUCCCGUCGUCCCUCCAGCUCGAGUGGACCUCAAGGUAAAAACACCUGGAAUGGCAGAGCAUCGCGAGAGCGACCAAGUCUCACUGCUGACACAUACAAGCCACCUGCCACACCCCGGACUGUUCGUUCAGCAUCAGCAUCUCCUGCCACAACACGAAGACACUUUGGACAUUCUGCUCCUGUCACACCACUCAACCGCUCUCCAAAACGUUCUGCACCAAGCUCUUCUCUAACAUCUCCAGUCAGCAGUGGGCCAGUCUUGAAGCAGUUGGCUGACCUUGAAGCAGAUGAGAACACACUUUUGUGCAUCAAAGAUAUAUAUGAUUCCCUCAGGGCUAAGGUAUCUGAAAGCUUAGCAGCAGAAGGAAAGUCUCUGCCUCCUGAGCUUUCCCAGGACUACACUAGCUCAUGGAUAAGUGCUCAUGUGUCUGGCAGGGAGAGCCAGAGUUUAGAUCCUAAGGUUAAUACAAGCUGUGGUACUUCCACUACUAGUCCAAGUAGCUCACUUAAGGUCACUCCAAGAAAGGCUGGAGUGGGAUCACGCAUUCCAGCACCAACCUUCUUCAUGCCUCGGCAGACAGAGAUAUAGCAGUGAAUCGAGAAGAGCUAAGAUUGUGGAGUUGGCAAAGUGAAUGCAAUCUCAAACCUGCUAAGAAUAUAUAUAUAUAUAUAUAUAUAUAUAUAUAUAUAUAUAUAUAUAUAUAUAUAUAUAUAUAUAUAUAUAUAUAUAUAUAGAUAUAUAUAUAUUGACAUCAAUUCAACAUGGAGUAGUUUCUGAAAAAUGUCACCUUUAAUAGAUUGUGCACUUAUUUUUUUAUAAGUUUAGUAUAUAAAUUAGUAUAUUGAAACCAAUUUAAAAAUAUAUAUAUUUGUUUUCUGCUGAAGAAAAACACACACAAAAUAUUAAAUGCUUGUGACUUGAGUGACUGAGGAGGCACACCUGUUUUCUUUGUGGCCUAGUAGAGUGCUGGCUGUAGACAAAAUAUAUUUAAGAUAAACAAAAUAGUUUUCAUGUAUAUUUAGUCAGUACAGGUGCUUAUGAAUCAAAGUAAAGUUGGGGGCAUAUGCUGUAAGAGCGCGUGGCCUCGGUGCUCAUCUCCGUAACAUUGGCCCUUGAGCCUGUGGUAGGAGGGAGCCCAUUACCCCGGGACACAGGGCCAGUGUGACAUCCUGGUUACCACAGUUUACCUUCCCCAGGUUUGCCCAGGUACCCAUUAAUCGACCAGCCCGAGAGGGAGGAUGAACAGCUAGGUGAGCUGCACGCCCACUGCCCGGGCAGGGAUUCGAACCCAGGCCCGCGGAGUAGAAGCCAGGCACGCUGACCACUAGACCACGGAGGUGUAUGAAUGAAUCAACAUGGAUAUAAUUUAUCAUUUAAGGGACAUGAAAUUAUUUGCUGAAACUUCAUCAGCUGAUUUUAGAGUGGUUGUGACACACCAACAUGAAUGCACACACUCUUUGCUUCUUGCCCUCUAUCCACCUCAUGUCACAAAUUCAUAUUCUCUGAUAUAUCUGGUUAAGCAUAGGCUGCUCUCAUACAAUUCACAUUGGUGUUCUAUUGUGAAUGCACCCUUUUAAUGCUGUAGAGCAUCAAACAUCAAAGUUCAUAUAACUUUAAAGUGAUUGCUUACCCUGAUUUUACUGUAUUAAGUACAUAUAUAUUAUAUGAGGUGUCUGUCCUCAGACAUUGUGGUGAUUAUGGGGCAGUAUGGAUGUGCAGUAAAUUUAAACAGUACUGGCACACAAACUAUUCAGGGUGCACACUAUUGAAACUAACCAGUGGUAGGGAUGGACACACAAGAAUAUAACACCCUAAAUUUGAUUGCCUAAGAUGAAUAGCACUCUAAAUUCAAAUUGCAGUCUCAUUUAGGUUAAUUUCAAAUCAAUAGGUUCAUAUGAAGUAACAAAAUUGAUGUCUUAUUGUGUGUAUAUAUAUAUAUAUAUAUAUAUAUAUAUAUAUAUAUAUAUAUAUAUAUAUAUAUAUAUAUAUAUAUAUAUAUAUAUAUAUAUAUAUAUAUAUAUAUAUAUAUAUAUAUAUAUAUAUAUAUAUAUAUAUAUAUUAUUGGUGUGUACCAUGGACACAGUUUAUUACAUUGAUGUAUAUGAAGAGGUGUUCAGAAAACAUGUUUAUAGAUGUAAAUAUUGAGUGCAUACAUAUAUAUCUUGCAGGCUGUUCAUCAUUGCCACAAACACAAUGUUGCUUAAAUAUUACCUAUUCAAUGUGCCUCUAUAACCACACUAACAUGAAUGGUGCUCCUUACCUAACAUGUGAUAUGUUGCAAUUUAUAUUUCUGAUUUUAUGAAGUGAAUGCAUUCCGAUAUUUUCAAUAUUUAAUAUCGGUUGUGUCAUAACACAAAUACUAGUCGACUGUAGAAUAGAAAGAAAACUGAACUUAUCAGAUAGAGAAAAACGUUUUCCUUGAAUUUGAUGAUCCUGUUGAUGCAUUUAAGUACAAUGGUAUAAAGCUUUACAGCCUUGUUUACUCUUGUGAGUUUUGUUUGGACAAACUUGUUUUGUCUGAGGAGGCUUCAGGAUCUUGUCGGUUUUGAAACUUCCUCACGUAUGAAUGAAAAUCUCAUUAAACUGUAUACUGAAAUUUGAUAAGAUAGAAUAUUUCCAUUGUGUAACUACAUUGUUACUAGUACGCUAGUAAGUAUAUUUCAUUAUGCCUUUCUACUUGUGAAUAGAGUUUAUAGACUAUGACAAGUUGUUAUUGUUGCAAAGGUACUUGGAAGGGAUGCUAAGGAACAUUAUAAAGACUACUGGUCACAAUAGCCUGCUUAGAAAUGUAGCUGUGAAGAUUAUCAAUAUGAUUCAUAGUAUAAAUGAUCAAUCCUUGGCUCCUAUAAAAAUAUAAAUUGAUUCAAUAAAUAAAUUAAAAUAAAUUAACUUUGUGUAGUGUACACACCUACACACACACACACACACACACACACACACUCACAACUCUGUGGCGCAACUGGUUAGAGCGAUGCGCUGCCAGGCUUCACGGCCUGACAGGGCAUGGUUUGAGCCUGCUCAGGCUGGAUUCUUUCCAUUGACCAGGAGUGGUUACUGUCCCCCCUUGAGCAAGGGGGAUGGGGUGUGUGGUGUGUGAGGUCCUGGCAGUACCCAUAGAUCGAUGAUAAAGAGCACUUGCUCAUGUCAGGAGGGUACCUGCUGGUUAUUACGAGUCCAACAUGAUCAGGCCAUGGUGAAUUACACACACACACACACACACACACACACACACACACACACACACACACACACACACACACACACACACACACACACACACACACACACACACA